Sclerotinia sclerotiorum 1980 UF-70 is the source of this 417-nucleotide messenger RNA. RefSeq lists its product with no specific name. The record is from RefSeq and is a predicted model, not a curated record. NCBI's taxonomy places the organism in Eukaryota, Fungi, Ascomycota, Leotiomycetes, Helotiales, Sclerotiniaceae. Bases 1 to 417 code for a protein of 138 amino acids. The transcript has 4 exons.
AUGAAUACAGUUAUCAUCUAUUCAAAACCUAAAAAUUCUACAAUAUUAACAGCACACCAAGGAAAGUGUAAGACUGAAACGAAUCGAUCCCAUGGACAUAAAAAUUCAACUUUGAAUAUAAACACGCACGUCAAUAAUAAUAAUAAUAAUAAUAAUAAUAAUAAUAAUAAUAAUAAUAAUAAUAAUAAUAAUAAUAAUAAUAAUAAUAAUAAUAAUAAUAAUAAUAAUAAUAAUAAUAAUAAUAAUAAUAAUAAUAAUAAUAAUAAUAAUAAUAAUAAUAAUAAUAAUAAUAAUAAUAAUAAUAAUAAUAAUAAUAAUAAUAAUAAUAAUAAUAAUAAUAAUAAUAAUAAUAAUAAUAAUAAUAAUAAUAAUAAUAAUAAUAAUAAUAAUAAUAAUAAUAAUAAUAAUAAUAAGUAA